Messenger RNA from Mobula hypostoma (lesser devil ray), 9033 nucleotides. RefSeq lists its product as uncharacterized. The record is from RefSeq and is a predicted model, not a curated record. Gene Ontology annotation, biological process: intracellular protein transport. Gene Ontology annotation, molecular function: small GTPase binding. The transcript has 6 exons. Bases 52 to 7914 code for a protein of 2620 amino acids. Lineage: Eukaryota; Metazoa; Chordata; Chondrichthyes; Myliobatiformes; Myliobatidae.
AACUAUGCCCGAGAGUGCUUUCGCAGAGCGCCUCCGAGACUCGGCUCUGCGAUGUUUAAACGCUGGACGUCUAACUCCAGCCAUUCGGUGGAUCUGAGUUUUCUGAAUCAUGAAGAAGUGACCGCGAUCCUGGACGUGUUGGAGCGAGAUAAGGAGGUUCAGAGGAUGAAUGCUGAGAGGCUCAAAGAAAUCAAGAAGAAGAAUACCAACAGCUUGUGGUUAAAAGGAAUAACUGGCCAAUGGUUUGAGGAAAUAAGGAAAGCAAAAUUCAAAGAUCAGACGGAGUUAAGCAAGCUACUUAAAGUGCCGCCUACAAGGAGCUGUAGAAAGACAGACCAAACUGUUUUAAGUGACUUGAAGCUUGCACAAUCAAAAAACUGUCCAGAGGAGGAGAAUGUAAUCAGUGUUUUGCAGUCUUCAGAUAAUUUCAAAGGAGGCAACAGUGAAGAUCCUGUUUCCAGCUCUCCUGCUGUUGCUGCUGAAUCUGAUAGACAAAGCACUGGGGUUCUCUUGGAGCAAGAGCUGUGCAGUAGCCACAAAUUGUUGCAGCUGGAAUCACAAACCAUGUUUCAGCAACUCCAGGUACGGCUGAAGCCAGCUGCAGUUCCCCAUGUGAAAAGGAAAGUGUUUAUGUAUCAUGACAUUUAUAAACACGUUGUUGAUAAUGAACACCAUAAAGUCCUUGGCCAUUACUCAGAAACAAAGACCAACAAUGCUGCUGAUGAACAAGAGAAAAUUACGUCAACUGAAAAUGUAAGCAGUUCAGAGUUACAGAAAAGUACCACAGAUGACGAAGGCAUAAGAAGUUGUGCACAGCAAGUCCGAGCAAGAUUCAUCAGAAAUAAUGAUGAAAUGAAUCCUGCAAAGUUAAGUGAAGGCACUGAGAAAACAUCACACGUUGUUGAAUGCAAUGAAGAAGAUGCAAGGCAGGCUUCUGAUGUUCUUCCUACUGAGCAACCAGGAGACGAUUGUGCUUGUGUUGACACUGGUCAUUAUAAGGCAGACGAUAGAAUAUCAUCAAAUUCAAAAACUGCCCCAGCAUCCUCCACUAUUCAGCCCAAAAAUAUGCUUUGGGAUCAAUCAAUAAUCAAUAGUCAUGAUGUUCCAAUAAGAUCAAAUUCUAUUUGCUCUUUGCCAAAGAACAAACGUGAAAUAAGAACAACAUCGUUAUUUGAUCUUCUGGUUGAGUCACGGGUUCUUCAAGAUAUUUCCGCCAAGCAGGAAAGUUGUUCAGCAAACAAUAUUUGUGAAAGUGAGUCAGCCAACCUUGGUGAGCCUGCGCCGUUAGGCUCAAUAACAGGACCAAGGAGCCUCAGCAGAGGUAAUAAAGGGGUGCCGCAGCAAAAUUGGUCGGAUAGUUUAAUGAAGACUUCACAGAAAACUGACAGAGCCGUUACAUUACACGGCAGUACAUCUGAAGACAGAUGUACAUCUGAUCUGGUAUGCAAUCCGCGUCCUCUGCUUUCCACAGAUACUAACAGCAGGUGCAGUAUUAAUUUACAAAAUCACAAUAAUGUCACUUCUGAAAACGACAAGAUCAGUGAUUCUUUACACACCAGCCAACUGAAACACAGCUUUUCACUUCCAUUUCUGGGCCCAGGGUGUCAACCAAGAGCUACUUCACAUAUUACAAUAAACAUCAGAAAGAGAAAGCAACACUCUGAGUCAAAUGACACCAAUGUUGUUACACCAAUAAAGUGUAAUGAUGGUUCCUUACAGCUUCGUAGGGAUGAUAAAGAGAGGGCCACUUUGUUUUCAAGCUUAAAACCAGAAACCCCUUCAGUGAAUACUUUGAGGAAAACAAGAAUGGAAAUUGCCACACCAAGAGACACUGAUGCUUCUUUGCCAAAUGAUGAAAAUAAGGAUUGUAAGGUUGAGGGAAGAAGCAAUUCUUUACUACCAAUUCAGGUAAAUGGUUUACAACUGCCCACGGCCGAUGAGGAGAGUGAUGGGGGACCAGCAUGUACAUCAAACCAUAUGGAUGCUGCCUUGCAGAUGGGUGGCGGUGAUCAGUUACAAAAUACUAAAUCUGAAAUGGGUCGUGAACUUCCUGCAGAUGCAAAAAUUGCACCGCUGCAAACGAGUGUAAUUUCCAUUGAUAUCGGUGCGGAGCAGAGCGAUCCUUCAAAAGAUGAUGGUGUCAUCUUAAAAAGCAUGAAUAAUAUUGUACAAUGUGGCCCAGAAACAAAUAAUUCAAUUGAAGUGAGUACACCAGAGUCUCCAAACUAUGAGAGCCAGAUGCCUUUUAACAAAAAAUUGUCAUCAAACAACAGCUUUACUUUGGAUGAUAAUUACAUACAAAAUAUUAAGCCUUCAUAUAGGAUUACAGCUCCUAAAGUUCUGAGCUACAAGUACCAGUUGCUGGAUGACUCAUCAAGCAGAACUGCUGUAACAGCGCACAGGACAGUUGACCAUUAUAAAUCUGAACCCAGCCAUGCACUUCCAUUACCAAUUACUACAAAAGCAUCUCCUUCUCCAUCACACACAACCAGUGGUGGAGUGACAGAAAUAGCUGGUGCUGAUAAUGUGAAAAAUUAUAAACCUGAAGCGGCCAUCGCCCCAUCAUCAAGUGUAACAAUGCAAUGUAUGCCUAAAGCUUUUACACAUACCUUUGAAGGCAAGUUAUCAGAAAACUACCCUGAUGAUGGACAUAGCAGUCUUGCACAACAAAACAGAUGUGAAACAUUCUCAGAAACGGUGAAAGAUCAGCAUUCCACUAUAACUAAGGCACAGCUGAGUCAAAGUAUAUCACUCGGUGAGGGCAAUGAAUAUUUACCAAAGGACAAAUCUGAAACCAAUAGUAACCUAAAAUCAAAAAAUUCACAAUUUGGCCAAUGCAUUCUUGCAACGAGUGUAGAUGGCAGCCAAAAGAAGUCACAAACUAAUUUUCCACUUAAUGAUAUUACCAUGGCUACUAUAAGUGUUGAGAAUUGCCAACCUGGAAAUAAUAUUCUAUUUUCAUCACAGAAUAUGCUGACUGGCGAGCAGUCUCCUUCAAAAGGUCACAACAAAGCAGAUGAGCUGCUGUUUCAUUCCCCAGUGAGUUUGAGCAUGGACGAGGAUUUGGAAGAUUAUCACUCUGAGAACAACCCUGCUGUUUUACUACCUGAUACUCCAUUUGGUUUGAGGGUUUCUUCAAGUAUUGAACAUGGUACCAAAAGCACACUUCAGAACUGGGAAUCCAACAUUAAUGACAGUACCAAGAUUGGAAGCAUUGCUAAAGAAUACAAGCAAGCAGAUGAUUCCAAGGUCAACAUUAUAAUUUCUUUACCGAAUGUGGUUUUUGAACAGUUGACCGACACAAAUAAUGCAUACGUGUCACAGGAUCGCUGUCUGAACAAUAGUGGUAUCAGUGGGAGCAGAAAAGGUCUUGACUAUUUGCAGACAUUGAAAUCUGAAAUCAAUACUCCAAUUGUGUCUAGCAGAGUCACCGAUCAAGUUUCACCUCAGUCUAUGAUGUAUAACAAAGAUAGGCAACUAAACUAUUUGCUGAGAGCUGAUGAUCAUACACAGUGUAACAAAUCUGAAGCUACUUGUGCAUCUUCAUACUUGGAUCUGGUGCCCAGCCAGCCACGUCUCGCAAGAACCACACUCGGCAAUAGAUGUGAGUCACUGAAUUACUCACUUGACAAUUAUGCUCACGUUGUGACUGCUGGGUUCAAUAAACCUUUGGGAAAGUUCAACAGAAAACAUUGCAGCAUUGAUCCUUCAGCAGAUCCAGCUAACAGCCCUGCUGACACUGUACAACGUUUAACUGAUAGAUCGAUGUCAGCAAAUUUGGAUUUGCCUUCAGUUCAGCUGUUUGGGCAGGAAAUUCCUAUUUCUACCCCAAAUAUAAAGAAAAAUGUGCUGCCACCUUCUGGUGAAGAGUCUUCUGAUCAAAGCAAAACUGAAAAUUCGGCUGAAACUAAUACAUCAACCUCAUCAACUGGGGUGAGUACUCAGUGGUACACUUCAAAUAACUAUCCAAGCAAAGGCCUGGUUCAUCCUUUAGACAAUAAUGGAAACCAUAUUGGGAAAGGCAUCAACCAAUAUUUAGAAAACAACAAAUCAGGAACCCAUGCUGCAAGCCCAUUUUUAAAGGUAUUGACUGAUAGCAAGACUACAGCCACUAACAUAGAAAUAAAUAACGAUGCACUGCAACAUGAUGCAUCGGAUGAAACUCUUCAUGACAAGACAUCUUCGGACCUAUCUGAAUUUAAGCUAUUGUAUGAAACAAACAAUGCACUUCCAUCUCCUUUAGCGACUAGUAAGAGAUCUCCGAAAGCUGUUGAAAGGAUGAGCAAAGACUAUUCACAACCUCAUACCCCACUUGGUAGAGAUAUCACAAUGGGCAGGGGAUUGAGAGCAUAUAGUGAAUUACUAACCUCUGAUUCAUUGGCUGACUUGCAGCUGCCUUCAAAUGUCAUGCAAAACAUAACCAAGUUACCCACACAUUUUCCAUUUAUUGACAACAUCUCUGUGGGUUCAGACAAUGAAAAAAAUAUAGAACAUUGCCAACCACCAGGCCACAAUGCAAUUUCACCAAAUAUAUCUACUGCCCUAACAUCUCAAACAAAUCUCACAGCAGAUGGAAUAAACAAUGUACAAAAUGAAUUUCAAAGUAACAAUGGCAUCACUUUUUAUAGAAGAACUGGUAACAGUAAUACACAAGACAAAUCAAAAACAUUAACUUUGAUUGGUGAACAGCUUUCCACAAAUACCAAUAGUAUACCAACACUUUCAACAGAGAACAAGUACAUGACAAAAUGUGAGUCCUUGAAUUCUUCACCUGCAAGUUCAGUCAUGACUGAGGAUAAAACCAGUGAGAUUUUACAAACAAACACCCCAACUACACAGUCGCGUUCAGUAACUGAGCUCAACUCUUCUACAAAUACCCUGCAGGACAAAAUAUUGUCACUGACCCAGUCCCCACUCACCCUGGCUGCAGAAAGCAUUAAAACAACAGAACACCACCAAUAUGAAGAAAGAUGUCCAGUUUCACCACAUGGACAACAAUCUCUUUCAGAUUUGCGCAAAGACCAAAACAAGCCAUUGACUCAUUUACUGAAGAGUGGUGAAUUAGGAAUCAAUGAGAUUUUUGAAAAAAAUAAACCCAGGAUUACUGAUGUCAUUUCAGCCCGUACCUAUCAUCCCUCUGCAGCAAACAUUAAAGAUGUAAUAAAAAAUACUUUGCAGCACUGUACAACAAAGGUAACUGACAUCUAUCGUCGUACGAGAACAUCGAAUAGAUUCAAAUUAAACCUUUUACAUAAAGCAAAGAGCGUUCCUUCGUUAGCUGAAAUGACCGAUCAAUGUCAGACUGGUAAUACCACUUUUGACAGCAAGCAAGGAAGAUCAAGGACUACUCCACUCAAAGAAAAUGGCCAUCUGCUGCCAAGUGAAAAAUACCAAACAGUUUCAUCAACAGAUGAAUUGAACAAACAGUGUAUACUUACAAAUAUUACACAUGACAGGAAGGAUAAAAUCCAGAAAUGCUUGUCAAAUAUUGAAGACAGAAUUGUUAACAGAGCACUUGGUUACAAUUAUGACCUACAAGAUGGAGGUGAGACUAAGGGUACACCUUCACCACUGAUUCCACUAUCUAGCCAUUUGGCUCACAUAGACAUUGCACACAAUAUUGAAAACAAGCCACAAGAUCAAGUUUUAAACUAUGCUGCUGAUGUUGUAUACCCCAAAAGUCUUGAUGAUCGUGAAAACGGAAGACCCGUUUUAUCAAGAGAUGAAGUUACUCAACCAGUAUCUCCUAUCACUACAGCACACAGCAAUAAAAACAAAUCACUGAGUCAUUCAUCACUUAUUGUUGACACCAUUUUAAGCAAGAAAAUUGAUAACUUUAACACAACGUGUAUAAAUCCAUCGCUGGACCCAAUGAUCAGCCAGCAGACUUCCAGCAGUUCAUUUAUGACUCUGAGUGAUUUGCCCAACAAUGGUGCUGUCAGUGCAAAAACUGCUGUCAACAAAUUCAUACAAAAGGAUGCUACAGAAACCAGCAAAAUACUAGCAGUAAAUUUUCAAACUGGCUUGCAAACUGUUCUAGCUAUCACAGAUAUGAAUCAGAAUACUGGACAGCAAAAUAGAGUUUUUGAUAUGGGUUGUGAUAAAAUGCUUAAUGAGAAGUCAAACCAAAAACUUUUGUGUAAAGCAAAUAGUGCACCAUCUUCACCUAAAAGAGAUGCUCGUUGUCGUACCACUAAUCUUACUUGCAGGAAUCAAGACAGGACGUUUAAACUGACUGAUGAAAUUUUAAUUGGUAGAAGGAACAAUGAUUGCAUACAAAGGAACAAAUUGGAAGUCAACACUCGAUUUUCAUUACCAGCUAGCCAACAACUUUUGCCCAGUGACAUUAAAAAUAAGCAAAUUAAGACAUUGACUCAUUCUCCAGUUGGAAGCGACUUUGAAAUGAAUGUAGCAGGUUUCAAGAAUGUAGAAAAAGCUCAAUCACGAAACAACAAAGGAGCUUCACUACAGACACCAAAUGACAUGAGGUUUUCUUCAGACAGCAGUACUGAAUUUCUAAGUUCCUCACCAAGGAAUGAUACAUUGCCAAAAAGAAUUGAUAUUAACUCAAAAAAUGACGUGAGCCUUCAAUCACCAGGUUUUAUGCCUGACCAACAAUCUUCAAUUGAUGUCACAUGCAGCAAGAAUAGAAAAUAUUUGAGCAAGCCAAGGAAAAUUAAAGAUGGCACUUUGGAUCAAAGGUGGAAUGCUGAUUGUGGACAAAUAAAUAAUUUAGUCAGUGACAGUUCUCCACCAUCUACAUCUGUACCUGUUCUGUCUCCUAGACAUAUCUAUAACCACAGGAAUUAUUCAACAAGUAGUGGCAGUGUUUCUCCACAGGGCAAUGACAUUAAAAGAGGAGAGAGAAAAAUAAUCAGAUACAGGCGGGAAACAUUCCCUGGACUAAAGCUGGAGAGUGGGAUAUCAGGAACACGCGUGACAAAUAGACAUACACUGAACUCCUUGCAGUGCUGUUCUGCUCCAAAAAAUCAAAUUGGUUCAGAACUCAUGGAAACUAAUAUUUUAGAUAAUAGGUUAAAACAUAGUAAUCUCUCCCAAUACACAGGACGUUCAUUUAGUAUUGACAAAGAUAAUCCCCUGGUAAACAAUUACCAGGCAGGAACAGCCAGAUUUUCAAAAAAUUACUCCAGGUUUACAAGCUCCCAGGUUCCUAAUUCUUUGAAUGCACAAAAUAGAUAUGGCCAGAUCGCUAAAGAUACUCAUUCACAUUAUAAUCAAUCUUCUGAACGAGAUCAGGAAGAUUUGCUUUCCACUGAUAGCAGGCAAAAUUCUAAGCCAACUGCUCAAAAGAGACACGAUAAGACCAGUCAUUUGUUUUCAAGUUAUACAAAAUGUAACAGACUUUAUGGGUCUUUUACUGACCUGACCUUCAAUGGGAAUGAAUUUGAUUAUAACAGCAGAUCUUCAUACCUUAACAGACUUGAUUGCGAUGCGGUAGUAAUUAGAAAUGAAGGCACAAGAAAUGUUUCUAAAGAAGCAGUAAAGAAAGAUACACACUUGGAGAAGAUGAAACGACAGAGAUUGUGGAAACCUUCUGAGAUUCACAAGAAAGCCUCUUCCCCAAGUAUUGAGGAUGUUUUUGAUCUAUUCCCAAGUGAAAUAAACAUGGAUCCAGGGAUGAAUGAUCAGACAGUGAAGAAUGAUGAGUACUUUCCUGUGGAUAUAAAAAUGUUCUGGCCCAAGGAAAACCCCACAGAUAUAAUAAGACUAUUGAGUUCAACAUCCACAGGGAGUAAAAUUUCAGAGGAGAGUCUUUCACCACAGUCAUAUCGUACACCAGCAGGGGUUUUGGAACGGAAGAUGUCUUGUUACUCAGAUCCAGACUCAGACACCACUACUGAUGAUGAGUAUUUCUUGGAUUGCUCGGCUCCUGCAAAGGAAUCUGCAUUAUAAUACUGUUCAUGGCACAAGACUGAAUAGCAAAAUGUUUUUCUGAUUUGCAACAAAUCAUGCUGCAUCCCAUCUGCUUUGAUGGCUAUGGACAUCUUUCUAUCCUCUCGAAUUUAGCUGAAAAGCUAAGAACAUUGAUAUUACCUGUUGUCAAUGAGUAUUUUAAAAACUUAUAACAUGGUUACUUUGAUUUUUUUUUUGGUACACUUCCAGAAAAGGGAACUGAAAAUGCAUAAGGGACAUCUGAAUUUCCCUUAUCCAUUUUUAGAUGGAUCUAAAUCACAGCUGUUAAAGCCAUUGAUUCUAAAAGCAUAAAUUCAUGGGCUUCUGGUUUUAAAAAAAAUUGGUAGCCUACAAUUUUGGGAAGGUCUUUCAGCAGAUUUCUGAUGCAGGAGCACAUCUGAAAUGUUAACAUGGCUUUCUCUCAUACACAGAAUGCUCUGUUUUGCAGUUCCAGUCCUUUCUGUUCUCACUUGAGAUUUUAUUUUUAUCAAAGGGAGCUUGAGUCCUUGUUGCUUUAAAUUCUGUGAGCAGUACAUCAGUUUGAAAUGUUUUUGAGGGAGUAGCAAAAUAUUUUCUAAUCAAACAUGUUCCUUGUUUGAUCAUUGAUUUUACGUUGUAUGUAUAAUCUAUGUCUGUCAACCAAAUGAACAUUAAAGUUGCCAUAUAAAAAUAGAGCUGCUAAUAAAGUAGUGCAUUUGAAUGUAAUGCUCUUUUUGGGCUUCAAAGAACAAAAGCCGAAAAAUUCAAAUCCAGUCAGUAGCACCAAAUGUACAAAAUAGAAGUAACACUUUGGAUGAUAUUCCUGGUUUCUGAAUGUCAGUUCUUACAUCUGAAUUUUGUAAAAAGUAUUGAUUAUGUACCUGCCACCAUAUAAAGCUUUUAUCACUAAAAGUGAAGCCGGUAUUUUUAGGCAAAUGCACAUGUACAGUUUGUCAAAGCGUGCACUUUUAUUUUAUAGUUAGGAAAAUAUAAAAGUGGGAAGAAAUUUAUAAACUUGUAUAUUGAGGGAAUGAAUGUAAUUAAAAGGCUCAUCAUUUUAAUAAAUUUUUAUUAAAUAAUUUUAAAUGCAAGACAUGGAUGUUUAAAUGUUUUGAUUUUUAAUGUGAGUGAAUAAUAAAU